CUCUUUCCUAAAUUAAGAAAACUUCAAAAAAAAAAAAAAAUUCAGAGGACGAAUCAAGCCUGAGAAGCUUCUUCAUCCUGCACAAUUUGAUUCUAACAUAUCGAUCUUCCAUUCGUUUGCCUUCUACGAUUGAACCAAUCAUCGCCAAUCGAGUCAAUUCUCUUCCGAUUCCGAUCAGUUUAGUUAGGGGUCCGUGAUUGUUCUAAUCCGAUUAUCCAUCGGGUUCCUGGUGAUGAAACUCGAAGACUUGAUUCCGUUGCGUAGUUUCCGAGACAGCUGUUGAUGGAAAGAGAAACGGCGCCAAGUUCGUCAAGAGGCGAUAGAGAAGAAGAUGCGAAGGUUAUCGAGUGGGAAGAAUUCGACGAUGAGCUCACUCGGUUAUGGAGUCUCUCCUCUGCUCUGAAGUUAGCCACAGAGAAGAAGCUAACUCUUCAGCCAAAACUCGAGUCUCUUAUUCAGGUUAGUGCUGAAUCAUUGAGACGCACUAAUGAGCUUGAAGAGAUGCGUCAGCGGCUGGAAGCGAAGAAAUUGAUGGUGGAAAAUACAUCGGUUGCUUGCAAAGUUACUGAGCAGGAUCUUAAAAAGAAAGAGGAUGUUCUCAGUGCCGAAGUGCGGUCUUUGCUUGUUGGCGGUACAACCCUUUCCAUCGCUAAAACCAAAUUGCAGGAGUCAAACUGUCAACUAGAAGGAGAGAGUGGUUAUGCUCAUCUGAAGACUGUAACGAAUAAGCUGAGAAAGAGGCAGCAGUACAUGAUAUCUCAAGUUUCAUUUAUCUACCCUCUGAAGAUCGAGGCUGGACCUUCGCAAGACCAAGAACUGGAGUCAUUUCCAGGUGGCAGUAGAUUAGCAGGAACUAAACCUGUGAGUCAAGGAUCCGUGAAAAUUUUGGGGUUACCUUUUAGUAUGGCCCCGUUUACAAAGAUGAGCUUCUUCACUGACAAGAAGGAAGUUCAGAAGUCAGCAACUGCCCUAGGAUAUGUAGCUCAUGCCGUCUCUCUGUUAGCUCCUUACUUGGGAGUGCCUAUUCGCUAUCCUUUACGCCUAGGUGGUUCCAAAACAUAUAUACGGGACUAUGCGCCUUACAUUGAGCCUUCAGCUUCUGAUAUGCCUCCAGUUUCCACACUUUCCGAAAAUGCUAAAUUUGUAGAGUUCCCUCUGUUUCUGGAUGGUCAAGAUACAAAUCGAGCUGCCUAUGCUGUCUUCUUAUUAAACAAGAACAUUGAGCAACUCCUGAACUUUGUGGGAGAAAGUAGUCUUGGACCACGUCAGGUUCUAGCUAACCUCAAGGAGCUAAUCCGAAUCAUCCAGUCUCCAGAUUAUAUAGAUUAUUGAUGAUGAUGACGACGAACUAAUGAUGAUGAUCGGAUAUUCAACACUGUCGUCUUCAAUGUCUCUUACAUCUUCUUAAGAGUGGAGGCACAAGGUCAGAUUGUUUAUUCGUUAGAGAAAGUUGUAGACAUGGACAUUCUCUCUAGGACGAGGCUCACCUCUCUUAGGUGUGAUGUUAUUGAAGUGGAGAAUAAACAAAAGCUUAGUCUAGUUUUCUUAUAAGUUCUAACAGAUGUAUCACUUUUUUUUUCUCUUUUUUGUAUCAUUUGAAAUAUAUUUGAAUUUGUACCUUAUGAGCAUUUUU
Messenger RNA from Raphanus sativus (radish), 1633 nucleotides. RefSeq names its product vacuolar protein sorting 38. The coding region runs from base 283 to 1332 and encodes 349 amino acids. Gene Ontology annotation, cellular component: lytic vacuole; endosome. The record is from RefSeq and is a predicted model, not a curated record. Gene Ontology annotation, molecular function: SNARE binding. The transcript is spliced from 6 exons. Lineage: Eukaryota; Viridiplantae; Streptophyta; Magnoliopsida; Brassicales; Brassicaceae. Gene Ontology annotation, biological process: SNARE complex assembly.